Aspergillus steynii IBT 23096 is the source of this 1676-nucleotide messenger RNA. RefSeq names its product glutathione synthetase. The transcript has a single exon. The record is from RefSeq and is a predicted model, not a curated record. Gene Ontology annotation, biological process: glutathione biosynthetic process. Gene Ontology annotation, molecular function: glutathione synthase activity; glutathione binding; ATP binding. Gene Ontology annotation, cellular component: cytosol. Lineage: Eukaryota; Fungi; Ascomycota; Eurotiomycetes; Eurotiales; Aspergillaceae. The coding region runs from base 1 to 1560 and encodes 519 amino acids.
AUGGCCGACCUCGAGUAUCCUCCGCGCGUGUCGGAGGAACGCGGUCUGUCGCUGGUCUCGCAGAUUCUGGAUUGGCAGAUCAACCAUGGCUCUCUGCUCAAGCGCAUCGAUUCGCAAAGUGACCACAGCGUCCUGACUUACCCCCUUGGUGUCGCCGUCUUCCCCACCCUCUUUCCCCGUCGUCUGUUCGACCAUGCCUUGCAUCUACAAUCCAUCUACAAUGAACUCUACUGUCGCAUGGCUGAAGAUGAGGCGUGGAUAUUCCAGGCCAUUCGUGACCUGCUCCCCGUCGAUGCCUUCGCCGCCACUUUAUGGGGUAUCCAUGAACAGGUGAAGAAGGCUGGGCCUCGGGGGACCUCGCUCUCGGCAGGAAUCUUUCGCUCCGAUUACAUGCUGCAGGGCCCGAAUGUUGAGCUUCGCCCUGGAUGUGGUGGGAAUGCUGAUUUAUGUCUCAAACAAGUUGAGUUCAAUACCUUCUCUUGUGCCGGGGCCGCCCAUGCAAACAAGGUCGCGGACAUGCAUCGAUAUCUAGCCCGGACAGGCGCCUACAACGUUGAGAACGAAAGCCCGAACCCGAUCACGCUGUCCGCCCUUCCCCGGAACACCAAUAUUGAGUCUCUGUCGGCGUGUCUGUCGGCCGCCCAUGCUGCUUAUGGACCGAAAAGAACCCGCAGGGCGACCCAGACUGCAGUUCUGUUUGUCGUGCAACCUGACAACUUCAACAUUGCCGACGAGCGACCGAUUGAAUAUGCACUGGGGAACCGAGAUCCCUCCAUCCCGGUCUAUCGAGUGGACUAUGGCGACGACCUUCUCGACCGUACCUCCCUGACCGAAUCGCGCGAACUCCUUUUCUAUCCUGUCGACCGAGAACAACCCCUCGAGAUUUCGGUGGUCUACAUGCGGGCUGGAUAUGAGGUACAUGAGUAUGAUGAAACCGGCCGACAAGCGCGCUUGCGCCUGGAGUUGUCCAUGGCUGUCAAAUGCCCCUCGCUUCUGGGACAUAUUUGCACCUUCAAGAAAGUCCAGCAAGCACUUACCACCCCGGAGGCGCUAGAGCACUUUCUCCCCCAAGAAAAGGCGGCUAUGAUACGGUCGACGUUCGUCCGGGUCUAUCCGUUGGAUGAAACAGAAGCCGGUUUACACGGUCGGAGCCUCGCUACCGACCCCCAAGUCGCCCGCGAUUAUAUUCUGAAGCCAUCCCUGGAAGGCGGAGGCCACAAUGUGUAUGGCGAUGCUAUCCCUGCGUUCCUGUCUUCAAUCCCUCGCUCUACGUGGUGUGCGUACAUUUUGAUGGAACGGAUUGCAUCACCCGGCGCGCAAAAUGCCCUGAUGUCGCCGUCGGGCCUCGACAUGGGCGACGUGAUUUCUGAACUUGGUGUCUUUGGGACCUGUCUGUGGCAGAAAGCCCCGGAUAGUGGCUCCUGCGAUAUCCUCCAGAAUACAGUCGCGGGAUGGUCGUUUAAAACGAAAUAUGAUGACGUUGACGAGAUGAGCGUCGUGAAGGGUUAUGGGUGUUUCGACACUCCCCUGCUCACUGAGCAUGACCACGGGCAACUUUAGCGAUCGGCGUAAACAACCGGCCGUCGUCACCCUCGUUAUUCGGUACUUCGGACAUGUUCCUGGCCGAUUUUCCUUGGGACGUCGCUCUGCGCCACAGAUUUGACGUCAUGGUUGGC